UCCUCAGUUUACCGCGAGCCGAUGGACGCGACGCGCGCGCGACUCCAUCUUUGACUUUGGCUCGCUCCAUCUGGUUUCAAUCGUCGCGCGAUUUUCUCCACUUCUCUCAAUCCCUCUCUUUCUCUCUCUCUCUCUCUCUCUCAGUUUGGCGAUCGACGAGAUGCUAAUCGAUCCGACUCCAUCUCGAGCGAAAACGAUUCGCGAACGCAUCCGCAAGGCAAAGUAAGUAAGUAAGAUUGUCAUGAUGCCUCCACCGAUCCAACGCCGCUGAUCGAAACAACCGGACUGACUAAUCUAAUCGUGCGGCUACCGAAGAAUGAACGCGAACCGGCAGGCUGUCGUUGUUAAUCGGCUGUUGGUCGUGGGCACGCUCGCGAUCGGCGCCGCAGUCGCCGGCCUGAGCCCGCUGGGGGCCGAGUGCGGCGAGAGACGCUGCUCCACCGUCGAGUACUGCAGCCCCUACGACAAACGUUGCAAGCCGUGCUCCUCCAUCUGCGACGCCAACGGCCGCAACUAUCAGCAAGACGAAUGCUUCAAAGAUUGUCAAGAGUAUCUCCACGACAAACGAUACGUUCUCCUGAAGCAGUACGAGGACCUGCGAGGAGAGGUGGAACGACUGUGGAUCCUGGUCGCGAUAUGCGUCGCGGUAGCCUUCUCGUCUCUUCUGGCGAGUCUCUACCUGCUUGCGCAGAGGUUUACGCGAUGGGAGAAGAUGCGGACCACCCUGGGCAGAGCUUUCGCCGGCAAACGGAGAAAGGGGACGUCGAACGUGAACGACGCCAACGAGAACAACAACGAUCGAUGCAAGACGUCGUCGCUUCGGGACGCAGAGUCUGGCACGUCGAGGCAGCACAACGGACUCAAGCUGACCAUGUCGACGAUAAGCGCCAGCGUGGCGCCUUCUCGGUACUCGGUGAACGAGACGACGACGACGACGACGACGAACCGUGGCAACGACGUGGCGAGUGGCAGCGCGAGUGGAAGCGGAAGCGGAAGCGGAAGCGGAACCGGAACCGGUAAUGCCACGCCAAACACCACCACCACCACCCUGUCGAGGAGGCACCCGAGCGAGGACACCACUCUCGACUACGCUUACGACAAUCCAGCAAUGACGCCCAGUCCGGAGGUCGUUCAGCACAGAACGAAGCGCGAGAGCUCCUUUUGAGCUGGCUUCGCGACACUUUGAGUCUCGGAGACUCUGUACAUACAUAACGAGGGCUGUCCCAAAACUAUCCGACCUAUGCUCGUACUUUAAAACAUACCUGUUCCCGGCGGUAAUUUCCACGACGUCACCUUCAAAGUCAGGUCCCCUUCGACUCUACGACUUGAUUGCCGCGGUCGAACUACGACUUGAAGCAGUCCUGCAAGCAAGUACUUUUCAUUUACGGCCAGCUGCUGCUGCGUGGCGUUUUGUUUUAUCGCUUCGAAUUCAACGGUUUUCUCAGUAUUUUGGGAUAAUAAUAAUAAUCAAAAAUGCAGAUCCGGAUUGUACCGAAGCUGAAGAACGCCGUGCUUUACUAACAAGGAGAGGUCACAGCUGUUGGAUCGUCGAUUUUAAUGAAAUUUGGUCUGUCGAUUUUAAAGUAAAAAUAAUUUGACCGUGUCCAAGCAUUUCCGUUAAUACUCAUUAUUUACAGAGAUAUUUAAUGUUUUAAUCUUCUAUCGCAGCUACACAUGCUUCUUUUCUUAAAGUUGGAUGCAGUGAUGUAGUAGCGAAGCUGUAGUGUAAUAUAUUCAUACCUGGAAGUUUUAGAAGUUCGAAUCCUGCCACGGAAGAACUUUUUUUGUAUUAUCUCUAUUUUUGUUUUCUUUCUUUUCUUUGUCUUUUUCAUGUAAAAUACUGUGUUUUAUAUUUUUAUAAUGUCCCUAGUUAUAUCGCUAUUAUUACAAUUUUAUAAUGUGCCUAUUAUAGAA
Molecule: messenger RNA, 1914 nt
Organism: Frieseomelitta varia
Lineage: Eukaryota; Metazoa; Arthropoda; Insecta; Hymenoptera; Apidae
Product: protein grindelwald-like
Exons: 5
Coding region: 317-1165 (282 amino acids)
Source: RefSeq, a predicted model, not a curated record